AUGCCUCCUACAAAGUGGUACUGGAGUACGCCAGAAGCAACAGAAAACGCAACGGAGAGGUUCAUGGGAGACAAGGAUCUGUUCACAAAACUCAUGAUCCUUAUUCGAGGGACGACCACCACCGCUGAAUUCCUCCCAUGCCAUUAUGUCUGCAAAAGAUGGUCCAAUAUCGCCUUCAACCUUCUUUACUCUGUCGUAUGCCUGACGGGCGACAAUUUCUUCAAGUUUCUGAGCGCGGAUAUAGGAGAGAGGCGUCGAGGUCCCCUUCCUACCAAGGCGUUGACACUUUCUGGGACAGCCAGCUGGCCCAACAAACACUUCCCCACGGGAUUGACGCCUGUUCCUCUUGACAAACGUAUUCGCCAACUUGCUAGACUUGUGGGCCGUUACAUGCUUUCGUUGGAAACAUUCUCACUACACAUCGAUGAUUCCAAUAUGCACUAUCCCCACAGAAAAGAGCCGCGCUCAAGGGACGAUACGUGGCCUGCUUUCGAUGUGUCAUCAAUUCAACAUCUGUUGAGGAAAAUUCCUCCUUCAUGCAAGAAUAUCGAACUCGAUACUUCUGGCUACGAGAUAACUGGUGAAAAAAUGCAUCUAUGCAGUUUCAUCGCACCGCGUAUUUCUGAACUCGAACAUGUCCGGCUAAGGCUCCGUCAACUCUGUAUGGAGUUCAUACUGGUGCUACCCCCGGGGUCGAGGAUUCCAAAAGUCGUAGCACCGGAGCUUCUCUCGUUGGUUAUCAGUUGUGAAGUAGAUUUCGAGGCUAAAACUUCGACGGCGCCUUGCCCCUGUGACACGAUGGUUAAACACGUUGAUGUGAAGCAGCCCCUUCGCAACCAUAUGCACAACCUUCAGUCUUUCCCAAAAAUCCAGAGAUUGGAAGUAUAUGAAAGAGUGAGCCAUCCGGCGGCUGGGGCAGAUUCAACGAGCAAACCUAGAACUUAUGAGCAGCACCCCGAAAUACGUGACGCUAUAGAACACGCCUGGAGGUUUACUGAAUGCGGAGUGAGGCUUCCAGAAGCACCUGGGGCCAAUCUUAUUGAAUUAGCGGGGAACCUCGCCGGCCAUACACUCAGACUCAAUUGGAGAAUGCCACCUAAAUGGUUACCAGCGGAUGUUGGGGAUAGAUGGGUAGAAUACGCCGCUGACCUGACGGCUACGGCUGAGGGAUUCGAGUUGGUAUCCCGGGAAGAAGAUCAAGCUGAUCCGGCAACUCCUGGUGAGGACUUCGAGAUGGUACUUUGA
Molecule: messenger RNA, 1245 nt
Organism: Arthroderma uncinatum
Lineage: Eukaryota; Fungi; Ascomycota; Eurotiomycetes; Onygenales; Arthrodermataceae
Exons: 1
Coding region: 1-1245 (414 amino acids)
Source: RefSeq, a predicted model, not a curated record